Molecule: messenger RNA, 1637 nt
Organism: Phodopus roborovskii (desert hamster)
Lineage: Eukaryota; Metazoa; Chordata; Mammalia; Rodentia; Cricetidae
Gene: Ciart
Product: circadian associated repressor of transcription
Exons: 6
Coding region: 492-1619 (375 amino acids)
Biological process (GO): circadian regulation of gene expression; negative regulation of DNA-templated transcription
Cellular component (GO): nucleus
Molecular function (GO): RNA polymerase II cis-regulatory region sequence-specific DNA binding
Source: RefSeq, a predicted model, not a curated record
AUACUCCAGCCGCGCAGUCUCCCGCGCAGCGCCGUCCUAUUUAAGGCUACGAGCUCCACCCUUUUCCGCCCCUUCCUUCAUUUUCACUUUUUUCCAUCCUCCUUUUUAUCACCGGAGGAGCCGCAUGUACGGGCGGAGCAUCGACUGCUUCCCUUCCAGCCAAUCACCACUAGGCUAUCUCCCUAUUGGCCGAGCCCCCGCACGCUGUAGCAAAUGGACUGUGAGUGUCUGUAUCUAGAGUCACGUGUUGCCGGCAAGCUAUCCAAUGAGAGCACAAGGUCUGUGUACGCAGGGGGAGGCACGUGCAGAGCCGCACGUGUCUGGGAGGGGGAAGGGGCGGUACCCACAGAGUGAGGCGGAGGUGGGUCGGCUAGACUUGGCACAGUCGUUGAAGGAGCUGGAUACUGACCGAGGCUGAGCCGGCAGACCCAGUUGCAGGUUCUGAUCUUUGGUACUACGGGAGCUGCUCUUCAGCCCCUGCUCCUGGACUUAUGGAUUCUCCAUCUAGCGUUUCUUCUUAUUCCUCCUCCUCUCUCUCCUCGUCAUUUUCUACAUCCCCUGUGAACAGUGACUUUAGCUUCCCCUCUGAUACUGAGAGGGAGGGCAAAAGCUCCCAUGGGCUCAGGCCAGACGCUGUUGGGCAAAGGGGAUGUUCCCAGCCCAGUCCAGGUCCUAUCCGAUGCAGACAUCGACCCAGGGUUUCUAGUAACCAACAUACAGCAUCUCACCUGGAACAGCGAGGAUCUAGGGUCAGAGGAUCCAGACACUGUGAACUGGAGACCAGUCUACACACCCAGGAAUGUACCACAGAAGGAGACCUGCUUUUUGCUCAAAAGUGUAAAGAACUCCAAGGGUUCAUACGGCCCCUUACAGACCUACUGAAUGGACUAAAAAUGGGCCGCUUCCAUAGAGGAUUGAGUAGCUUCCAGCAGAGUGUGGCCAUGGACCGGAUCCAGCGUAUAGUGGGUGUUUUGCGGAAGCCUCAGAUGGGAGAACGUUAUCUAGGAACCUUGCUUCAAGUGGAAGGGAUGUUAAAGACUUGGUUUCCUCAUGUAUCUGUCCAGAAGUCAUCCUUAGGAGGUAGCGGGCAUCAGGUAAACAAGCACUUCCCAAGCCACCACAGUGACUCAGCUGCUUCCUCUCCUGCUGCACCUCUCACAGAGAAGAUGGGCCAAACACAGCUAGGACAUUUCAUUUUGAAACCAAAGCAGCCUUGGCAUCUCACAGAAUGGCCGUCUAUGAACCUCACCUGGAUUCACAGCACUCCAAUUUCUAACCCUCCCCUCGGCUCCCAAGGCUCCACCCCUGUGCACAGUUCCUCAGGCGCUGGGGACAGCAUUGGUGUCAUCCUUGUCCUCCAGAAAGGAGGGCAGCCCUUCCCCCACUCUGCCCCAGACACUCCAGUUCCACCAACUACACUGCCUCUUGUCAUCCCUGGCAAGCUGAAGAAACUGUCUGGAGAGGGGCCUUGUUGCCACAGUUUGCCAGUAACCCUGCCAUCAGACUGGAGCUGCACCGUCUGUCCCCCUGUCCUACCUACCACAGUCAGAGAGAUGACGACAGCAGCACACUCAGAGCCACAGAUGGCCAGCCAUCCUGUCGUUGCCCCUGCUCCUUAGCCCCUGACCCAAGCUUUA